Molecule: messenger RNA, 1509 nt
Organism: Chaetura pelagica (chimney swift)
Lineage: Eukaryota; Metazoa; Chordata; Aves; Apodiformes; Apodidae
Gene: CFAP45
Product: cilia and flagella associated protein 45
Exons: 10
Coding region: 1-1509 (502 amino acids)
Source: RefSeq, a predicted model, not a curated record
AUGCAGACUGCCCCAAAAGCCUCGCCUGCCUGCAAGCACAAGCCCGAGACCAUCCGGCUCAUCACCAAGGACUUCAUCCGUGAUGUUGUUGUCCCUGUAGAGAACCCACCAGCAUUCCUCAUCAUUGGCCAAGAGGAUUUCCAGCGCAUCCAAGCAGCAGCUCGAGUCCUGACCAAGGAGGAGCAUGAGGCCAAGCUGGCAGCCCUCAAAGCAGAGAAGAGAGCUGCUCUUGAGGCUGCAAGUGAGCGCAAGAGCGUGGCAAAGCAAAAGGCCGGCCUGCAAAAGGCGAAGCUGAGCGACCUGGAGGAGGAGGCACGGGAACGGGCCCAGAACCUGCUGCAGCGGGCAAACAGGAUGCGCAUGGAGCAGGAAGAUGAGAUCAAGGAGUUCAGCCAGCUGAUCCUUGGCACCAAGUGCCACAUGAUCCGUGACAUGCAGAUCCUGGAGAAGCGGCUCAUUGCAAAAGAGCUGGAGGAAGAAGAGAAGCGCCUGGACAAGAUGAUGGAGGUGGAGAGGAACAAGGCCAGUGAGAUGCAGGAGGAACUGGAGCACAGAAGGAAGCAGGAGCUGAUUAGAGGGAGGCAGGAGCUUGUAAAGCAGAUUGAGAAGAACGCGGAGGAGCGGGCUAUGAGAGCUGAGCAACAGCACCAGGAAGCUCAAAGGAUGCUGGAGUACUUGGAGCAGCUGAAGAUGGAGGACCUGAAGGAGUUGGAGCGGAAACAGGAGCAACAGAGGAAAAUCCAGGCUGAGAUUAAAUUUGUCAAUGAUGAGAACCAGAAACUCAAAGAGGAGCAGCGGGAGCAGGAGAGGAUGGCAGAUGAACGGGUGCUUGAGUACCAGAGGCAGAAAAUGGAGCGCGAGGCCAAGCUCGAAGCUGAGCAGCAGAGAAUCCGUAAGGAGAAGGAGAUGGAGAUGGCGCGCUUGAGGGCCAUGCAAGAGAAGGCCCAGGACCAGCAGGCAGAGCAGGACGCGCUGAGGGCCAAGCGCAGCCAAGAAGCUGCUGAGCGCGAGUGGCGGCGCAAGGAGAGGGAAACAGCACGGCAGAGGGCGGAGGCAGAGGAGAACCUGAAGCGGAGCCGCCUGGAGCAGAUCGCCCAUCGGGAGCACCUCAUGGCUGUGCAGGUGCAGCAGGACCGCAAUGAGUUUGAGAGGAUCCUCAGGGCCCAGCGGGAACAGAUUGAGAAGGAGAAGGCAGAGGCAGAGCGGAGGGCACGUCUGCAGCUCGCCCACGCGGACGAUGUCCGGCGCCAGGUGCGGGAGAGGCAGCAGCAGCUGGUGCAGGAGCGGGUGGUCGCCUUCGAGGAGAGUCGGCGGCUGCAGGAGGAGGCUCGCCAGCGCAGCCAGCGCAUUGCCCAGCUCAAGCAGCAGAAGCUGCAGGAGCUCAGAGCCGCCGGCAUCCCUGAGAAGUACUGUGCCCAGGUGGAGCGGAGGGUUCGGCGUCAAGCGAAAUCAGCCUCUGGUGAAGCUCAGCACCAUCAGGAGUUGAGCUCCGGUUCCCCAGCAACUUAG